This is a messenger RNA of Conger conger (European conger), 4076 nucleotides long. RefSeq names its product PWWP domain-containing DNA repair factor 3B. The transcript has 16 exons. NCBI's taxonomy places the organism in Eukaryota, Metazoa, Chordata, Actinopteri, Anguilliformes, Congridae. The coding region runs from base 571 to 2901 and encodes 776 amino acids. The record is from RefSeq and is a predicted model, not a curated record.
GUAGGCGUUCGAAAUUGGUGUUGAAAAACUGGUCAAUUUAAACAGCGUUGCAUAUGAGUUGUUGCAUAACCAUAUAAGUUAGUUGGACUUUAAGCUAACUCGCUGCUUACCGAAAUUUAGACGUUCGUAGUUGUGAAAUGUGUGCCUGUCCACAUACAGCUAGACAUCUAUACACGAGUGUUAAAAGUUGGCUAACGUUAGCUAGCUAGAGAGUAAAUGGGUAGUGUUGGCUUGAUACCCAGUUAACUUUAUAUUUUCAGUGUUAGCUACUACAUUUCGUUAGCUCGCCAGUUGGCCAGAGGGCCCACUGUAUUUUUGACGGCCGAUUUGACAACGGCAAGAUAGACACAUACAAAAUAGCUCUGCAGAAUUGCUUGGCUGCUGCAUUUUAUUGACGCGUUUUUGUUUUGCGAACUAAAAAGUUUAAAACGUUUGUCUCGCGAAAUCUAAUCUCAAAUUAGAUUUUUAGCUCGUAUUGAACUGGUGUUAUUGCCUAAGGUUAUUUCAUUGGGUGAUGGAUCACGUAACUUAUGAAGCCCGGAAGAUCCUGCCUGUAAACCCCAAUGAAAUAUGGAAGAAUGUACACACGUCCUGCUGCCCUGGAAAGGCCGAUCGUGGCCCGCCAAGGUUUUGCCCAAGCCCAAUUUCCGAAGAAGAAAGGAAAUGGAGGUGGAAAUAUUGGGCGAGGAGGAGCGAGUGCGGAUCGCUGAGAAAGAAACGCUGCCGAUGACUCUCGACAGGGUCAAGUCCCUCUGUCCCCAACCAUGUUUCUCCCACACGAGUGAGAGUGGUGUUGAAAGGCUGUUUAGAUGUAGGUGCCAUGAUGUUGCUGUCUGUGGUUCAUCCUCUGAAGCUCAGACUGUGGCUCAGCCCGUGGAGGAGUUGAGGUACCGCAAGGCUCUGCGUUUGGCCCUGAAUGUUUUCUCUGCUGAUGGCCCCCGGUCCUCUCCCCCUGGGGGGUCCCCGCGGAGGUCCUGUCGGCGUAGCCCCGCCUCAGUGCCGACCCCCCCCCCGGUGCUGCGACCGCGCUCGCCGAAGGUGGCGGCUCAGACUGUGCUGCAGGCGCGCAGUACCCCCGGGGGCCAGCAGGGUGCAGCAGUGAGCGGCAGCUCGGGGGAGCCAGAGACGGGGAGGAGCAGAGCAAGAGACCAGGAGGGACACGCCCCUCCGAAUCCCACGCUGGUGAAGAGGGGGCAGGGCUCGCACGGAGCCAGGAAGCAGAGGAAGAGGAGGGAGGGCAAGAGCGAGAGGGUGGGGGAGAGACGCAGUGAGCGAGGGGGGCGGGGCACUGCGGCGGCCACGCCCACAUACGCAGCCACGCCCAAAUUGCGGCGGACCAAUCCCAUCAGAGGGAGGAGGAGCCAGGAGACCUCUCCACCUGAUCCUCCAUACAGGCUCCCCUGCCUCCCCUCCCCCACACCCUGUGGCCCAGACCAGGGGUCCGGUCCCACUCCCCCGCCCCGGAAACGCCUGCUCAGCUCCCUGCUCAGCUCCACCCCUGACCCCGCACACGCCAGCGAGUCUCCUGAGGAGGCGGAGUUAGUGACGAAGCGACGCCUCCGGCAGCGCAGGAACCAAUCAGGAGGGGGUGUGGUCACAAGGGGGUGUGGCCAGCCGGCUGCGAGGAGGAACGGCGGGUUCUCAGACACGCCCCCAGCCGCUAAGCGCUGGAAGGGGGUCUGCGAGGAGGCGGAGCACAUCGCUGAUUGCUUCGCCCAGUCCAAUGGCUCCCUCUCCCGGCCUUCUGCACGCCACAGAGCCCGGUUCCAACCAGCGGAGGAGCCCGAGGGGCCAGGUGACACCUCCCUGUCCUCUGACCUGUCCAUCGAGCUCAGCGUCCUGGAAGACUCCGCCCUGUUUGACUCCUCCCUGCUGGAGGAAGAUGAGGGUGAGGAAGAGCAGCUGCCCAGCUUCUUGCUGCAGACGGAGAAGAAGUCCCAGUGCAUCACUGAGGGGAUCUGUGUGUGGUGCAAGAUCAGGAGCUACCCCUACCUGCCAGCCAUGGUGAAAAGUGUCAGUCUGAAACACAGGAGGGCCAGCGUGGUGUUCAUCGACAACCGGUUGGAGGAUCCGAAGCGGAGUCGGAAGGGCAUUUGUGUGUCCCUGCGCACAUUGAAACCCUUCGACUGUGAGGAGAGAGAUGAGCUGUUGGACAAAGCAAGAGAGAAGCAUAACACCGCUAUUGGCUGGUGCAUGAACCUGAUAAAUGACUACAAAAUCAGGAUAGGCAGUGGGUCGUUCUCGGGGUCCUUCAUGGAGUAUUUUGCGGAUGACAUCAGUUGCCCGGUCCGCAGGAUGUGUGUGCUGGGAGGUGGUGAAGUGGCCUUCCCCACGGAGCUGGAGGAGGAAGAGGAGGGGAAGGAGGAAGAUGAGGGCGGGGCCAGUGCUCCUGAAGACGUGCAGCAACGCUGGAAGGUGCUACCCGACCGCGAGAGAGCCGCCCGCAACCGAGCCAAUCAGAGGCUGGUGCACUUCAUCCUGCAGCAGCGCUGCCUGGAGGACCGCCUGAGGGCGGUGCUGUGUGGGUGCAGCUCGUCGAGGUGGCUGAGCUGUUUCCUGGCCCGACGGAGGGUGGUGAGUGGGCUGUACCUGGAGGACUUUGACCAGGUGGACCAGGUGCACCAGCACCUCAUACAGCUGUACCGCAGCGCCCCCCAGCUGCUGCCUGACCUGCUGCAGGUCGACGAGAUCCGGCUCUUCACCGACGUGCUCCUGCCCGAGGCUCUGAUCUCUGCCAUCGCAGCGGUUGAGAACGUGUCUCUGAAGCAGGCAGAAAGUAAAUACUUAAAGGGUUCUCGCAAAAGUAAAAGGGAGAGACAGGAGUUUGACCUGAUGAUUGAGCAGCAGUUGAAGGCAGAAGCAAAACCACAACCCCACAGAGCCCAGGAGGAGCUCACUUGAACACACACACACACACACUCGCACACACACACACACACUCGCGCACACACACUCACACACACACUCGCACACUCACACACAUACACACACUCGCACACACACACACACACUCGCGCACACACACACACACACACACACACGCAUACACACACGCACGCAUACACACACUCACACACACGCAUACACACACGCAUACACACACACACACACACACUCGCGCACACACACACACACACACACACACACACACGCAUACACACUCACACACACGCAUACACACACACACACACACACACACACACGCAUACACACACACACACACACACACACGCACGCAUACACACACUCACACACACGCAUACACACACUCACACACUCACACACGCAUACACACACUCACACACACACAUACACGCAUAUACACACGCAUACACACAGACACACACUCACCCUCAUACACACACACACUCACACACGUAUACACACUCACACACACACACACACACACACACACACACACACACACACACACACACACACUCUAGGUAUGCCAUUGCGUUGGGUCUUUUGUGUGCUGUCAAAAAAAGAUGGUCAACUUUCACUUUGUUUCCUCUGCAGCGAGCCGCAGUGAGCAGUGCCUUUCCUGUGUGUAACUGGUGCAUCUGUACUGUAACCAGACGUGUUCAAGAUGGCAAACGUUAAAGUUCACCAAUGUUCACCAACAUAUUGCAAUUUCCAAUUUCUUUCUGUUUACCACAAACUUUAGUGAACUUUAGCUAACGGUGUGAAAAGGUAGUGCAGCAAAAUGGCUGCUGAUGGGGGAAAGGACGAGAGAAUGAAAUUAGACAAUUAUUUAGCUGUUAUAAUCCAUGCUAAUCAAUGUCUUAUGUGUUCUUCCCUUUAAAAAUGAAUCGCAGGAAAGCAAUGAAUCAGCGUGCUGGCUUUAUUAGACCUAUAGUCGUGAGCAUUUGUAUUAAAAAUGCUUUGCUGGAGAACUAAAUGGCAUGUUCAUUUAAAAUCGUUCAACACUAACUGCUGCAAACGUGAUCCGGCACAAACAUCCGGGUCUUGAACAGCUGUCCCCAUAACUUUUUUAUGUCAUGCAAAAAUUAGUACUAUAUUGUUGUAAUUGAAAAAAGUUUAUUUUUAAAUAAAAAGUGUUUUUCACAUUUUAA